Molecule: messenger RNA, 1371 nt
Organism: Heterotrigona itama
Lineage: Eukaryota; Metazoa; Arthropoda; Insecta; Hymenoptera; Apidae
Source: the annotation of a GenBank genome assembly
AUGUCAGACAUUUACUGCGCCGAGCAGAUCAACAUUCCGCCGACGUUCCCGCACAUUUUGAAACAGUACGCGAAAGCCGCCAUCCGAACGCAGCCGUACGAUCUUCUGCAAUGGACCUGCGCUUAUUUCCGUGCUUUCGUCAAAUGCGACGUCCCCCCUGUCAAAGAACGACUGGAGUACCCUGCCUUCAGUCAUCCGUCAGGUAUCACGCCUGGCUACCUGAAGACCCUUUUGAACGUGUUCGGUCACGUGGAGAGAGCAUGCGUGAAAAGCUUGCUGGAAAGGUGGCGGGGUGUCGCUUUACCCGAAACCACGCUGUUCCGAAUCCUGCUGAUAGGGAAAUUUUUGUCGGCUAAAGAGUGCAACUUCUACGGAUUCCUGGCGAUCGCAUGCGGAUUCCUCGGCAAGAAUCUGCUCGAAACGAUGAUAUACGUGUGCGAAUUGCUGACGGAGGAGCCAGAAGGCGGCUCGGCCAUGAUACCCGCGCGAACCUUCGCCCGCUUGUACGAGUAUCUGGCGACGCUCGAUUGCAGCGGCGAAUCUCCCUAUGCGAUAAUGGACGACGAGACGAAGGAGAUUUCUUUCCCUAGCGAACCUUCCACGCUCGAUUCGAAAUUGUACCUGGUGCCAUCCGCCGUGGACGAGGAAGAAGAUGCAGACAAGCUGGAUGUCUGCGGGCUUACUCCCAGCGAAAGUCGAUCUUCCGACACUCUGCGGGUUUUGAAGGAUUACCGCGAUGACGUACGGAGUUUCGAAGUUGACGAAAUACACCAGGGACUGCCGGUUUCGGUGGGAAAAGACGCGGCCGACGUCGGAUCAAAUCGAGAAAAAUUACGGGAGAAAGAGCAGGUCGACGAACCGAGAAGCGGCGAUGAAGUUGAAGUUGACCGUCGUGUUCGCGACUUGCAUCAAGCCAUUUCCGACUUCCAUUUCGUGGACGCGGAUACCGUUUACGACAGAGACGACGACGACUCGUCGUUCGUGUAUUACGGCGAGGAGGAGAGCGAGAAAACGGCGACGUACGAGGAAAUCGACGACUAUUUACCCCUCGGGCUCGAAAAUAUCCUUCAAGGUAUUUGCGAGUGUCUGGAGCCAGUUCGCGAGACGGAACGCAUCUCGACGCCUCCGCCGCCAGACCCCUUCGACGAGUUUCUAGAAAGAAUGAAACAGCAGGUCGAGGAACAUCGUCUCGAGAUGUGUUUCCGAGUGGAUGGAAUCGGUCCGACCGUCUCAGCAAAUCGCAUUACAGCCGUGAAUCUGUGGCUGGCAGACUGUGCUCGUCGCCAGGACGGGCUGGUCGGUCCGCGAAAUAUCCGACACUUUCUUUGUCCGGAUCUUGAGGAUCGUAAUUUUCACGAGAACGCGAAUUGA